AUGUUAACUGAUUUACCAUUAGAAAUACAAAUCAAAUUAAUUCAAAUGGUACCUGAUUCAAAUUUAAAAUAUACUUCACCUCAUUUUUAUCUACUAUAUAAUGAUUUAUUUUAUCAUAAAUUUAUACAUGAUUUUGGUGAAGAAUCAUUAAUUGUUAUAUUAAAAGUUAUACCGUGGUUAGUACCGUAUAUUAAAUCUCUCGAUAGUUUUAGAUUAAUGAAUAGGACAAUAAUAUCAAAUAGAUUAAAUCUACAAUUAACAUCACCUACCAAUCCUUUUAAUGUUCAAUUUAUUAAAGAUUCAUGGAAAUAUAUUUAUUCAAUUUUUAAAAAUAAACGAUUAUUUGCAGAAUAUCAAGAUUAUAGAAUUGAUGAACCUUCAAAUUAUAUAUUUAAUCAUUAUGUUGAAAUUAAUCGUACUUAUUUAUUAAGUUAUAAGAAAACAGUUUGGUUAUCCCCAGGAAAAUAUAAUUUAAAUACUGGUUUAGCUGUUAAAUAUGGUCAUGGAUUAGGCACAACUAAAUUUGAAAUUAAAUAUGAUAAUGAGAAAAUAAAUUUUUACCCACCUACAAAUAUAAAUGAUAUACUUCCAAAAAACCAAUUUUGUUUUUUAAAAAUUGGAGAAUUUGAAAUAACAAGAGGUAAAAAUGAUGAAAAUUCUACUCAAAAAUUAAAAAAGAUUGAAAUUACAAUGGAAGAAAUUGGAUUAUAUAUAAAAUCAGGAUUUAGAAUUUAUUUUAUUGAUAUUUCACAACCUAGUUUAUUAUUUAACGAAUAUGAUUUAUUAUUUUAUACUUUAAAAGAAACAAAUUAUAUUUAUUUCAUCAAUAUAUUUUUAAAAAAUUUAUACAAGGCUAUUAAUUUUGUUCAAAAUGGUGGAUGUCCUGAUAAUUCAAGUUAUUCAUGUGCUCCAAAACGAUAUGGUUAUGGAAAUCCAUUUGAUUUAUUUAAAGAAUAUGAAAAAUCGUAUCUUAAAGAUUCUACAUCAACUGAAGCUAAUCAAUUAUUUGAAUAUGAUGAUGAUAAAUUAAAAGAGUACUCAAACUUAUAUUAUAAUACUAAAUUUAAACGAUAUUUUAAAUUUACUACAAUUUAUCAACAACGACAAUUUAUAAAUAGAUAUGGUGAUUAUCAAAUUGAUUGGAAUACUGAUGAUGAAGUAGUUAAUGCUGAUGAUGAUAGUAAAAGAUGUGAGUAUGAUAAGGAGGGGUUGAAGUGGAAGAUACCUAUAAUUGGUGAGUUAUAA
Molecule: messenger RNA, 1245 nt
Organism: Insectozyma verbasci
Lineage: Eukaryota; Fungi; Ascomycota; Pichiomycetes; Serinales; Debaryomycetaceae
Source: the annotation of a GenBank genome assembly